UAACUACAGAUCUAUAAGAUUUAAUUGUUAUACUUGGUUGAUAAGUUAAAUGUCAAUUUACCUUAUUUUGGGCUUGAAGUGUCAUAGCUAUGUAAGCAAAGCGAGACAAUGAGGUUGGUUGUGUUUAACAGUUUAACAGCGGGUAAGGCCAAUAAUAACUGACAUAAACGGACUUUGACACUAACAGCUGAAGCUAAGAAUAGGCAGAGCAGGAGACCUGGGAAGAAUUAGGUACAGUACAAUUCCUAAAUAUAGCAAAAUGGAGCCUAGUGGCUGGUUGAGAGUAGUGGGGGUAGUAAUGAAGGGAACAUUCCAGAAACACAUAUAACACAAAAGACACUAGCAAGCGAGGCAUUGACACACAUUGAAGAUUUGAGCACAAACUUAAAGAAUCAAGAAAGAAUCAAGAAAAAAAUGUGUAGGAUCAAUCUUUAGAAUAUAUUUGACUACAAACUGGAAGCUAUACAUUUUUUUUUACUGAACACUUUUACACAAGACCUUUUUGACUUCCUCUGUUUUUAUUGCUUCAAAUGUUUCUGAACUCUUUACUUGUGGUCAUAACAGACCUGGUGGCUGCACUGCUGGGCAAUGUAUUAUUUCGCCGCCAUUUCCAUUUGUUUCUGUCAGCCGUUGUCAUGUUUGGACCCUUGAUGAAUUUAUGGGUAUCCCACUAUAGUGUUUUUGCGAAGAGGAGCCAUUAUUUAUACAGAGUUUUUCUGCGUUCAGGAUGGGGUUGGACCUGUAUUUUUGUUGGCUCCUUCAUCUUUCUUCUGUCUUUAUCUGUGCAACGAUCCUUGACACUCACGCUGCGGCAUCUCUCACGGCUGGCUGUAGCAGGUGGGCUGUGGCUGGGCUUCCGAAAGCUGCUUAGCCUGUUGGAGAAUGCCACAGGAAGUUGCUACGAGCCCCUAAGUGGAGCUCAUGAGCAUGCUGUAGGGGCUAAUGAAGAAGGGCAGCCUUUGUUGCUGUUACGGGAGGGUGAGACAAAAGCUGAUUGCAUAAGCUAUGGCAUGCUAUGGCGGGGUUAUGAGGUCUCUGAGGACAUCUUUCUGCUUUCUUUUUGUUGCCUGCUGCUGGCCGAGGAGAUGGCUGUAUUUGGGCCCUAUUUGAACCUGGGUGGGAUCUCUGGAGCACCCCUUAGAAUUCUGUUCUUAUUCUGUGCCCUUUUGCUGAGUCUAUGGUUGUUUCUACUUUUCUGCCUACUUGCUUAUUUUCCUCAAUUCCCAAACCAGCUUUUGGGAGGAGCUUUGGGUUGCCUGAGCUGGAGGGCAACGUACCAGGGAUGGUACCAUCUAGGACCAAGCUGGUACUGUCCUGGAAGGCCUGGGGUAGGUCUUCUAACAACAUAGGGAUAAAUAAAAUUGUUUUUAAAAAAAAAGGAAAUUGUUUAAUUACUUUGGGGUAAAUAUGCUUGAAGAAUUAUUAAAUAAAGUUUAAUUAUCAAAGUUUUGAACUACCUGUUUCAGGGAUUUUAAAAAGUCUGAUUCAGAUACCACAUCUUAAUUAAAACAGUCACUAACAAGCUUUCUUCAAUUUUAUUUCUCAAACUGGUUACAUAUUCCCUAAAAUAAAAAUAAAGGCAAAGAGAACUGUAAAAAAAUAUAUGUUCAGAUCUACAAGGUAAAAGGAAAUUUUGACUUGGUGAAUUUACUUCAUUGAUAUUUUCUGGGGGUUUUCUGAAGCCAGUAAAUUAUAAACAUCUAAAAACAAGUGUUAAUUUUAUGGUCAACUUGCAUAAAAAUAAAUAACUGUAAAUAAAGAUGAAUGUCCCUUUUUUUUGUUUGUUUUAUAUAAGAUUUACAUAUUCUAUUUAACACUGCCUUCAUGUGGCAGUAUACAUUUUUUGGUUAUUGGUAUACCUGGAUACUGGUGCUCUUAUAUGAAAACCCAAAAUAAAAAAAAUAAACCUACUUGGCUAUCGCAAACACUUAUGAAGAAAUACAUAUGGGAAUCAAUACUAUAGUUGCAGAAUAUACUUCUUCACAAUCAUUAUUUAGCAUAAGUAAAAGUCAAGAUACAAGUAGUUAGAAUUGAGAAUAUUCACAGGGCAGUGGAUUUAUCAGUUUUAGAAGAGCAGACUAGAGGUGUGCAAUAUUACCUAAAAAUAAAUAAAAUAAAAUAAAUAAAUAAAUAAAUAUAUUUUUCAUAUUUUUGGGAUUUUAUUGAUAAUGAAAAUUAAAUAUUUUGCUGAGUGCGUUAUUGUGCCAGUACCUUAAGGACUACCAUGGACAGCUGACUCUUAAAAUUUUUGAUAUUCCUCAUAUUCUGUGUGGUCAGUUUACAGCAGUGACUGAUUAAUAUUUUCCAAUUAGUUUCAAUUGAUUUUACCUUUCAAAGCAUUUUUUAAUGCAUCAUAUUUUGAGUCAGAUUCUUACAAUUAAUCAGCUAAGUAGUAUAAUAAGACAUUUUGGAUGUUAGUAUACAAAUGAAAUCAGUAUCAACCAAAUUCAUCUUUGCACUGCAGAAGAAACAGAAGCUGCAUCUGAAGUGGCAUUUAAAUGUAUUGACACACUGUUAAAUGCAGCUUAGAGGGACGUGUAUUGAUUUAACCUGCAGUUACAAAUGCAUAAAUAAUGUUUUGAUAUUUGAAACAUAAGACGUUGAACAUUGAUAUUUGAGAGUAUAAAAAAAAAGAAGAAAAAAAAAGAAGCUACUUUAGACGUGGAAUUAAAACCGCCAGUAGGUGGCAGCAAGUCGUUGUUAAUAAGUGAGACAUUGCGAUUCAACCAAAUCAUUUAAACGGGUGAUUUAUUCAUUAUUUUUGUUGGCGAAAAAGAGCAAAAAAAAGAGAAGAGGAAAUGUGGUGUCUAAAACCAAGUCUUUUAAUAUUAACCGCUUGUUUAUUGAACUAUUGUAUAAAAUCAAUAUCACAUUUGUAAUCUACUUGUAAGCUGAUUUUGGAGAAAAAAGACUGCACUUCUUGUGUGAAAUAAAUGAAUGAAUACAUUCUCUGCCCUGAA
This is a messenger RNA of Silurus meridionalis, 2960 nucleotides long. RefSeq names its product fat storage inducing transmembrane protein 1, like (gene fitm1l). NCBI's taxonomy places the organism in Eukaryota, Metazoa, Chordata, Actinopteri, Siluriformes, Siluridae. The transcript has 2 exons. The record is from RefSeq and is a predicted model, not a curated record. The coding region runs from base 531 to 1349 and encodes 272 amino acids. Gene Ontology annotation, cellular component: endoplasmic reticulum membrane. Gene Ontology annotation, biological process: phospholipid biosynthetic process; lipid droplet organization; lipid storage.